AUGAAGCGUGGCCAAGGACGAUCUGCUGGCGGCAGCCGCCCAGCCCCAGGUACCGGCUUCGCAGGCUUUGGCGGGCAGGGCUCCGGCAGCUCCCUCUCGUAUCUCGCUGAACCGCCCUCCUUUGCUGCCAUCGCGGACCCUAAUAUAGUCGUCUCUCUCAAGAACGUACUGAAAAAGGACAGCACAACAAAGACAAAGGCGCUUGAUGACCUGCUAGCCUACGUCCAGGCCCAGCCCCACGACAAGGAUGGCGGGGUAGAAGACGCCAUUCUUGAUAUCUGGACGCAAUUGUAUCCGCGUGCAUCCAUUGAUAAUGCCCGUCGCGUCAGGGAGCAGUCCCACCACUUACAGCUCGAGCUGAUGAAGUCGGCGCGUAAGCGUAUGGAACGACAUAUCCCCAAGAUUGUCGGUGCAUGGCUUGCUGGUCUCUACGACCGCGAUCGCGCCGUAUCUCGGGCUGCCAGCGACGGCCUCGGCUCUUUCCUCACUAGCCCCGAAAAGGCAGAUGCCUUUUGGAAGAAGUGUCAGCCUCAGAUCCUGGCCUUUGCGCUUGAGGCUAUUCAGGAGACCCAGGAUAUCUUGAGUGAUGAGCGCUCCACAACUAAAGAAGAUGCCGAGGCCAAGUACUUCCGCGUUAUCAACGCGAGCCUAUCGCUAAUCUUGAGGCUCCUUCAGCGAAUGGAGGAUUCUGAUAUGACCCGCUGCCGGGACAGCUAUGACGAGUACUUUGCUAGCGACUCUGUCUGGAAGAGCAUCACCCUCGCCGAUCCAUCAGUGCGAAGAAGUACUUGCCAACUUCUCAUCCUGUGUCUCAAUCGCAAACUUCCCUAUGCAGACUCCGUCGAGUGCAGGCAGGCCAUGAUAACAGGUGGACUCAAAACUACACAAACUGGGUCCGCUGAAGAGUACCUCCUCGCUCUUGCGAAACUCACUCAAAGCCACCCGGAUAUCUGGGAAGCUUCUGCCAAAAGCAAAAAGCCCCCCACGGCACGACUACGUGCCUUCAUUACCAAGGGCUCGCAGGGUAGUCGGGCAAGCUACUGGGAAUCCCUAGAUACCCUUUUAUCUCUAUUGCCGCGCAGUACUGUCACUAUGGAAUCAGAAUCCGAUUUGCUGAAAUCGCUCCGCUCUGGUAUUGAAUAUCGAGAAGAGCCUCGUGCCAACGCACAUCUUGGUUGGAAAUGUUAUUCCAAUGCUGCUCAACGAGCGCUCAAAUCACUGAACGAAAAUGAUGCAUGCAAACUGGCCAAAGAACACACUUUCCCUCUCUUCGAGAACUUUCUAUUUCCUCCCGCAAGCCGCCCUUUAUCUAUUGACCUGGCUACUUUGGGCUACAUCUACCGCGCCCUGGUAGGCUCGUCUCCUGCUGUUGCCUCCAUCAUGGAAGAGGAGCUCACUAAACUCAGCACUACCUUUUGCACGCAUCUCUCGGGCUCUCUUCCCAGCGUUUCAAAAGAACACCAAAAUUCCCAGGAGAAGGUCGGAGAGGAGGGUCGUCGUUGGUUUCAGCUUGUCAAGGAACUACACCAACGUUCCAAGACGGACAACUUGUCAGAGUUGGCAGACCAGCCUUCUCUUACCAUCAUUUCCCAAUGCAUAUCUCUGCUUGAAAGCCGGAACAUGAAGCCAUUUGGUGCUGCAAAGACCUUGGAGCAAGCGCUCCGCUCUGUACCCCAUCUAUUCUCAGGCGAUGCUGGCGUCCGCGUUUCCAACUUCCUGCUCGCCGCAGCAGAAGACUACAUGGACAAGUUGGUCGAGUCUUCUUCGGCCCCGAUACUUUUGGCUUGCUUAGAUUUGUGUUCAUCCAUCGAUAGACUCAGCACGCUAUACAGGUCCACUUGGAGAGCCUGGGUGUCAGAGACAAUGUCACUCCCUGCAAGCGAGAAAGCCAACGAGGUUUUGGCUGGCUUGAUCUCCCAGAAGGCUGCCUCGGAUUUUGCGCUGUCUCACCAAGCUGUACAAACUCGCAUCUUGGAGCAGGCCACCGCAGCUACGGACGGUGCCGGCGGCAGCAGGAGUCUCUUGGCGGCGGCCGUGAGCUCUGGCACCUUUUCUCACGAUAACCUGCUGACCCUCGCCCGACAUGCUGUUUCCAUGCUGCAGCAAAAGCCUUCUAAUGAGCCUCUCGAUGUCUUGGCUAUUAUCGCUAGUGGAAGUCCGAAGAUACUGUCCGAAGACGACGACCUCCACACUUCGCUCGUCACCGUCUUGCUUGGCUUGUCAGAACUCGACGGACACGUCUCUGUUGCUGGCAAAGCGGCCAAAGUCCGAGCUCUCAUGGAUCAGCAUACUGAUGGCAAGUUACCCACAGUGAGCAUUAUCCUGUCUAAUCUUGAACGUGCAACGCCUCAAUCCCUCGACAUUGAAACUCUGGUCAAGCAAGCGAAAGAAGCAAGCUCCGCUGAUGUACCUCUGGAAGAUUUGCUGCCAAGCACCAAUAUUUGGAUGGAGCAGCUGAAGCCCUUUUUUCAAGCACACAUCAACCCGAUUCUCUCCAUAACUAGCCCCAUCGGAGGUGCUACUAUCUUGUCCAACUCAUCGUCCAAUGUUCCCAAGAACACCCUUCGCGUGCCCCGUGAUCGAAGAGGGCGCUCUAUCCCUGCAAGAAUGGCGAUUUACUUGUCACUGUUAACCACCGACGGGAUUGAUCUCUCUAAACUCCCUUCGCAGUUCUUGGUUGAGCUGCUGUAUCUCCAGUGCAUUACCGUGCAGCUCAUCUCAGAUCAAAUCACGCUUAGUGAUACGCAUGGAAUCUUUGCCGAUCUUGAGGUUGAAGAAAGCAUGCGCGAAGCAGACACCGUCAUCACCUCUCUACGAUCAUUUCUGAACAAGUACACGGCAGAGAAGGAAUGGUGGGUAAAUGGCCAGGGAAGCUCGGAAACAGAAAUUAUUCGCGAGCUAUCAGGCCUUCUAAUUCAGCAGUCAAAGUCGCUCUCGGCUUCUGCUGUUUACAGUGCCCGGGCGCUCAGCGAGCUUCUUCAGGCAACCGCAGAGGCGCAAGGCUGGUCUUCCUCUCUAGAAGAACACUUUGUCAAAGCAGAAUAUCUCAAAUCGACCCCCAACACCGUUCUUGUCAGCGCCGCCAUUCUUGCAGGGUUUGGCGAGCCGCUGCAGGCGUCGAAGCAAAUCAACAACUUUUGCAACCGGCUAAUAAGUGACGUGGCCGGCGCGGCUGUUGAUGGCGAAAAAACAAAGUCAACAUUGUCACUUCUUACGCUCUGCUCCCGCCUAUACGAAAUCGGAGGGCUACCUGCCAUGAACACCCGUAUCGUAUUCGCUGUACGUCAGAUUACGAGCUGGCUCGAAGAACCAGAGCUCAUAGACGCAGAGACCUCCACUGAGAUAUGCCGCGCUCUCAGUAGCUUACUACCCUGCAUGAAGGGCGUAUACGGCUCAUAUUGGGAGAAGACGCUUACGUUUUGCCUUGACACGUGGCGCAACGAAUGCGAAUAUAAAGUCGACGAUAUGUUGCCACUGGUGCACGCUUCACUAAAACUGGUACGGGUUCUUGAAACCAUCUCCGAGCCAAACGACGACUUAGAAGAUGCGCUCAAAGAAUUCACCAGCGACAGGCCAUCAGCACUGGUAGAGGCCCUGAAGCUCCUCCGCGACACAAAUUCCCCUGCGGCAGAAAUCGUGACGGCUGUCCUAUCAAGAGAGGUUGAAAAGAUUUCGGUGCGCCAAACUCCUGACCUGGGCGAUAUCUACGCUUUGAUGGCUUCGGAAUCGCGAGAUGUUCAAACCGCCGCUUUUGGCCUGCUGCACCGAGCGAUCCCCUCGCAGCAGGAACAGGCAUCUGUUGACAUUCUUUUGGAUAAGACAGACGCUCGACUGCCGGAUGAGCUUGUGUCAUUGUUACUAGACGCCCCAACGCUGGACAGCUACUCCGACGAGAGUCUUGCCCAGUUUCCGCUAGCCAUUCGAUGCUAUCUGCUGUCCUGGAAGCUCGUCUUUGACGCCUUCUCCGGGGCAUCAUUUAAAGUUCGGGCCGACUUUACCGAGAAUUUAAAGACGGACAAUUCUGUCAGCCCAUUGCUGGACUUUACGUUUGAUGUGCUCGGCCACUCGGCUGCACAUGCCUUGAACCUAGAUAAGGAGGGACUCUUGUCAGAGCACAUCUACGACUAUGAUGUCAAGCUGGCAGAUGCGGACACAGAGGAGAGGAGUAUGCAGUGGCUCCUGGUUCAUAUCUACUACUUGGUGCUCAAGUACACCCCUGGGCUGUUCCGCACGUGGUACCUUGACUGCCGCUCUAAGCAGACGCGCAUCGCCGUCGAGGCUUGGACAACCAAGUACUACUCGCCGCUGAUCAUCGGCGACAACCUCGACGACGUGCAGAAGUGGGCAGAGGCGCAGGAGCCGCCCUCGGCGGACGAACAGGAACUGCAGGUUAGAGUUUCCAAGCCCGCGCGCGAGGUGACGGCAGGCUAUGAGGUGGACGAGGCGCUGGCCUCGAUCGUCAUCAAGGUGCCAGCCAGCUACCCAAUCGAGGGUGUGACGGUGGCCAGCCUGAACCGCGUGGCCGUGACGGACCGCAAGUGGCAGAGCUGGAUCAUGACGACGCAGGUCGUCAUCACCUUCUCCAACGGCAGCAUCAUCGAUGGACUGCAGGUCUUCAAGCGCAACAUUGUCGGCGCGCUCCGGGGCCAGUCCGAGUGUGCCAUCUGCUACAGCAUCAUCUCGACGGACAAGCGCAUGCCAGACAAGCGCUGCACGACGUGCAAGAACCUCUUUCACAGGACAUGCUUGUACAAGUGGUUCCAAACCAGCAACCAAAACACGUGUCCGCUGUGCAGAAAUCCUAUCGAUUACUUGGGCGCAGACUCGCAAAAGAGGAGGCAGUGA
Messenger RNA from Cordyceps fumosorosea ARSEF 2679, 4845 nucleotides. Its product is annotated as Zinc finger, RING/FYVE/PHD-type. Gene Ontology annotation, molecular function: zinc ion binding; ubiquitin protein ligase activity; ribosomal large subunit binding. The coding region runs from base 1 to 4845 and encodes 1614 amino acids. Gene Ontology annotation, cellular component: cytosol; RQC complex. The transcript is spliced from 3 exons. Gene Ontology annotation, biological process: rescue of stalled cytosolic ribosome; ribosome-associated ubiquitin-dependent protein catabolic process. NCBI's taxonomy places the organism in Eukaryota, Fungi, Ascomycota, Sordariomycetes, Hypocreales, Cordycipitaceae. The record is from RefSeq and is a predicted model, not a curated record.